CAUGGAAAUUUCCAAUCUCUUACCUGGAUAAUCAAUGGUUGAAAUUUUUAGCACCAAAAAAUAACUCUCUCAUGUUUCAGUUUUCAAUUAAGUGACAAAAAACAAAAAUCCAUCCCUGUUUUUCUGAUCUCUUGAGCCAAUUUCACUUGCUUUUUAUUCAAUUUGUUGUCAUCUUCAACCAUGGCUGAUGCAAUUAUAACUGUAAUCUUGACACGAUUGGCUGAAAUCAUGGAAGAACAGAUCCGAUGGCAGGUGAGAUUAGUUGUGGGGGUCAAAAAGGAUAUCGAAAAACUCACCAGCGGAUUGGAAUCCAUAAGAACUGUGCUUGUUGAUGCUGAAAAGAGACAAGUGAAGGAUGAAUCAGUCAAAUUAUGGUUAGAAAAGCUCAAAGACAUAGCCUACGACAUGGACGAUGUGUUGUCUGAAUGGCUAACUGCAAUUCGAAAGGCGAAAACUGAAGGUGUUGAAGAUUCAUCCCUUUCCAAGAAAAAGGUAUGGUCUUUUCUCUCUUUACCUUGCCUUGGAUUUAGACGAGUUGUCCUACGUCGUGACAUAGCCCUCAAGAUUAAGGGCAUUAACGAAAGACUCGAUGUUAUUGCCACCGAGAAAGAUAGGUACAGUUUUAAUACGUUAAUGGAGAGUGGUGAUCCUGAGAGACUAAAAACUAACUCGUACAUUGAUGUAUCUGAAGUACGAGGUCGAGAUAUGAAUAAGAAUACUCUUGUAAGCAAGUUGUUGUCUGAAAGUAGCCAAAGUCAUGGAUUCCAUGUUGUUUCCGUAGUCGGCAUGGGAGGAAUUGGUAAAACAACUCUAGCGCAAAUGGUCUACAAUUGUGCUUCUGUAGAGCAAGAUUUUGAGAGAAAAAUGUGGGUAUGUGUUUCUGAGCCAUUUGAUGAAGUUCGAGUUGCAAAAGCGAUUGUUGAAGACCUUGAAGGUAAUGCUCCGUUUUUAUAUGAACUUGAAACUGUAUUGCGCCGUCUUAGGAACGCUAUUUCAGGAAAGAAGUUCCUGCUUGUGCUAGAUGAUGUGUGGACAGAUGACUACAGGAAAUGGGAACAAUUGUUCAACUCUCUCAAAAUUGGUGCAGCUGGAAGUAAAAUUCUAGUAACGACGAGAAACGAGAGAACCGCAAAAAUGUUGAGAAGUAGCUAUGAGCUUCAUUUGGGGCAGUUGGCAGACGAGGACAGUUGGUCGCUGUUCAGUCAAAUAGCGUUUUUUGAAAGAAGUAUAGAGGAUUGUGAAGAAUUGGAAGGAAUUGGAAGGAAAAUAGCUGACAAGUGCCGGGGCAUACCUCUUACUGUAAAGACUAUUGGCAGUCUUAUGCGGUUCAAGAAUUCUUUACAAGAUUGGCAGAAUGUUCUGAAUAGUGAAUUCUGGGAAUUUGAAGGAGCAGAAAAAGGUCUCUUUCCUCCUUUGAUGUUGAGCUACUUCGAUUUGCCCUCGACAAUGAAAAGGUGCUUUUCGUUUUGUGCAUUCUUUCCAAAAGAUCACGUCAUCAACGCAAACAAUUUGAUCAAACUCUGGAUGGCGCAAGGCUAUCUCUGCCCUGAGAAAAAUGUAGAAAUGGAAGUAUUAGGUGAGGAAUACUUGCAAAAUUUGGCUAUGAGGUCUUUCUUCCAAGAGAUAGAAAAGGACAAGGACGGUAAAAGGAUUUUAAGAUUUAAGAUGCACGACAUGGUUCAUGAUCUUGCACAAUAUCUUACGAAGAGAGAAUGUUCUGUGGUGGAGGUUGAUGGGGAGCUAGCAGUAAAUUUGGGAUCGUCUUAUAAAACGACUCGUCAUUUGACCCUGGUACGUGCAGAAGAAUUUCGCUUUCCUACUUCCAUUGCUAAUGCAGGAAAACUACACUCGUUUUGGGUUCAAUCUUUCUUUGACACGCCUCCAAUUAUAAGUGAAUUGGACAAGAUUGAUCCAGAUUUAUGCAAUCACUUGGCAUGUCUCAAGGCGUUAGAUUUAAGUCGUAACAGAUUGGGUGAACUUCCAAAAGAAAUUGGGAAGUUGAUUAGCUUGAAGUUCCUCAAUUUAUCCCAUAACCCAUUCUGGGAAUUGCCUUCAACAUUGUGUGAUUUGUAUAAUUUACAAACCUUGAACCUUUCUGCCUGUGACAAUCUCAGAAAAUUGCCCCAAGAAAUGGGGAAAUUAGUAAAUUUGAGGCACCUUGAGAUAGAUUGCACUGAUAGUCUUAAGACAUUACCAAAAGGGAUUGGCGACUUGAGCUCACUUCAGACGUUGAGCAAAUUCGUCAUUGUCCGUGGUAGUGAUGGUGAAACAGCGACAUGCGGGCUAGAGGAUUUGAAAAACUUGAAGAAGCUCCGAGGAUGUCUUAAAAUCGAAGGAUUGGGUUGCGUGAAAAAUGCGGACGAGGCCCGGAUAGCAGAGUUGAGUGAAAAGAGACAUAUUUCGGACUUGCACCUCGACUUCAACUCUAAGGCUCAAACAGGCAAUCAAGACGAAGUGAUUGAAGCUCUUCAGUUGCACUCUGGGUUGCAAUCUUUAGUAAUAAGUUCAUAUGGAGGCACUCGAUUCCCCAAUUGGAUGGUAAGUUUAACCAACCUGAAAGAUCUUUCACUUCAAGGGUGCCAAAAUUGCACAAUUUUGCCUCCUCUUGGAAGGCUUCCGUCCCUGGCAACUCUCCACAUAGAUAGUCUGCAUAAUCUGAAAUAUCUUGGGCUCGAAUUUUUGGGUGCAACAGACAAUGUGAAUGAUCAAAUCACAACAGAUAGCAAAGACAGAUCAUUGGCAUUAUCAUCAGCUGAAAAUAUUGCAUUCCCAAAGUUGAAGAAGCUGAAAUUUUCAAACAUGGGAAGUUGGGAAGAAUGGAACAUGAUCAGAGCUGCAGAUGAACACAUCAAGAUCUUGCCUAGACUCCGCUUUUUGAAACUUUACAACUGCAGCAAUCUGAAGGCACUGCCGCAUCCUCUCUUCAAGGUGGCACCAAUAAGGAAGUUGCGUAUCCAGAAUUGUCCGCUCAUACUGCAGAAAUACAAGAAGGAAACUGGAGACCAAUAUUGGAAUAGUAUUUCCCAUAUCCCAAAGCUCAAAAUAUCGUAGAAGUCUUGUGCAAAUUGUCUAGUAUAGCUUGCUUGUUGUUUAUCUUUCUGCCUUUGCCUUAGCCUUCGCUGAGUUAUGCUUCAUAAACAGUGUCUUCUGUUAGCUAAUCUUUUUAUGCUAUUUUGCUAAGUUAUUGCAUUCUUGA
Molecule: messenger RNA, 3196 nt
Organism: Olea europaea var. sylvestris
Lineage: Eukaryota; Viridiplantae; Streptophyta; Magnoliopsida; Lamiales; Oleaceae
Product: putative disease resistance protein RGA4
Exons: 1
Coding region: 181-3051 (956 amino acids)
Biological process (GO): defense response to other organism
Molecular function (GO): protein binding; ADP binding
Source: RefSeq, a predicted model, not a curated record